AUGGUUAUCGUCGUCGUCGUCGUAGGUUUGGUCUGCGUCGUGAUAUUCAUUCCCUUCAGUUCCAAGGAAGUUGACAUCGCCGUCGCCGUCGAGACAGCCUCCCUCGUCCGGUUCUCACUUGACCGCAACGCCCUCGACUACGCCCUCGCGCUGAAUCUAACCUGGUCGAACAACGGAAGCUUCGUCGUAAGGUAUAACGAGCUCAGGGCCAAAGUUUUCUUCUCCGGAGAGACCUUCGGCAUGGCGGUGAUCCCCGGGUUUUCCCAGGAGACAAGGAACACCUCUACGGUAAGCGUGGAAUUCAAAGGCCAGACACGGAUGGCAGAUGAGGCCGCGGAGACGUAUUCCCGGGAGAAGGUGGACGGAAACUACGAGUUUAACGUGGAGGUCGAUGCGAGGCUGUGGAAGGAGAAAAAUAACAGAAAGGAAGAAGUCUUGGAGACGGAGGCUAUCUCCGCGGUGGUGGACUGUUGGAUAAACGUCGCUCUGAUGUCCAACAGUUCAUCUCCAAGAACCUUUGAGAGGACACAAUGUAGAGUGAAGUUUUGA
Molecule: messenger RNA, 549 nt
Organism: Spirodela intermedia
Lineage: Eukaryota; Viridiplantae; Streptophyta; Magnoliopsida; Alismatales; Araceae
Source: the annotation of a GenBank genome assembly